Carassius carassius (crucian carp) is the source of this 513-nucleotide messenger RNA. RefSeq names its product antimicrobial peptide NK-lysin. The transcript has 4 exons. Bases 38 to 442 code for a protein of 134 amino acids. Gene Ontology annotation, biological process: defense response to bacterium; lipid metabolic process; killing of cells of another organism. The record is from RefSeq and is a predicted model, not a curated record. Gene Ontology annotation, cellular component: cytolytic granule. Lineage: Eukaryota; Metazoa; Chordata; Actinopteri; Cypriniformes; Cyprinidae.
CAGUUGUCUAUUGAUUAUUGAAGACUGUGACCCAGAGAUGACAAAAUCACUUAUUUUUCUUCUGGUGACUCUUCUGUUCUGUUCAGGCAUUUCAGAUGUUCAGAUGGGAAUGUCUCAGCACUUUGACCAUCUGAAUCCUGUGAGGGAGAUGGAGCUCAGUUAUCAUGACAAAGCAACUGAGAACAAACAGUUAAUAAUUUGCAGUGUUUGUAAGACCAUCCUUAGAAAAGUGAUAGGAUAUAUUGGAAAAACAGCUUCUAAGGAGAAGAUAAAUCAGCAGCUUGAUAAAAUCUGUGAAAAAAUAAGAAUAAGGGGUUGUAAAACUUUUGUGCAGAAAUAUAAAAAUAAACUGGUCACUUAUCUGCUCUCUGGAGACAGGGCAGGGACCAUCUGUAUCAAAUUAAAAAUGUGCAAACAGAUGGACAUCCAAACAUUACAGUAAUGUGAAUGCUUCAAGCAUAGAAAUGCAUUGUCAUUUAUGUUAUAAUUUGUUACACAUGACAAUAAAAUUAA